Molecule: messenger RNA, 4323 nt
Organism: Aspergillus mulundensis
Lineage: Eukaryota; Fungi; Ascomycota; Eurotiomycetes; Eurotiales; Aspergillaceae
Gene: bud4
Product: putative GTP binding protein (Bud4)
Exons: 4
Coding region: 1-4323 (1440 amino acids)
Molecular function (GO): GTP binding
Source: RefSeq, a predicted model, not a curated record
AUGGUCAACGGCACCGGGCAACGGCCACUGUCAGAAGUGAGCCCAAUGGCUCACCGUCGCAACUCUCCCAUCUGGAACCAGGGCACUAAGUCAACAAAAAGCAUUGAUUCAUCGCCAUAUGAAUCUCCCUCUUCAACGCGCCGCUUCUGGCAAGGUCGUGAUUCGGGUUCGCCCUUUCAGAAGAGCUCGGAGAACCAAGCACCUUACGAGCCCGAUGCGCCAUUCUCCACUUCCAAGAGGCCUUCUCUUGAGAACCUGAAGCGCGCAUCCCGAGUCAAAGGCAACAGUAUGUUCCGCGACUACAACCAAGAGUACGACCCUGCUAGUGUCUAUGUUCCCCAACGACCGCUUGCGAUCAAUCGAAUUUCACACGAAAAACAAAGCCCUGGUGCGGCUACAGCUCGCCCUGGCAGUGCAGACAAGGCCCAAAUGGGACCUCGACCUCCGUCGCCUAGCAAGGACCAGGCCCCUCCUGCCAAGUCGUCUCUCUCUCGCGCUAGUCGAUUUGGCACCAAGGACAUGGCCUUUGACCCGGAGAAUGAGAUUUGGUCGGACAUCGAUGGUACUCGCUACACAAAAUGUGUUACUUUUGAUGCCGCUCCACCCCAGGUUAAUGAAUAUGAAAUGACCACCCCUGACCCAUCCUCAAUUGCAUCCGAGUCUCGUGAGGGGAGCUACGAUUCAGAAGAAGACGAAGGCGACAUUAGCUUCGAUCGCGGCUCUAUGGACCGUGAUGACAGCUUUGACGCUUCCCUGGAAGAUCUUGAAAAGACCCCUGUCGUCAUGCCCGAGGACUGGCGCUUCAUGAGCCCAGAUAGCGCAAAUGAUGAACUGGUGGAAAAGGACGAAGAUCCGUUUACUAGCGAAGGAAGCCAGAGCCCCGAACCCCGUGUUACAUCCACGCAACAGGUUCCCACCAGACGGUCUCGCGUCGAGUCUCUCGAUUCCAACGGCGAGCGCCGUCCUCUACCGCCGCUUCCGGCCAUCCAAGCAUUGUCAUUUAGUCCCCGCGCGACCCCUUCAGACAAAUCAGCCGCUGCAUUCGAACCUGGAAGAGGAAAUCAACGUGUUCUUCCCGCGCCACCAGCAACAGCCGCGUACAGCAAGUCUGACAUCUCGGGACUUGGCCACAAUUCCAUGUCCCUAGAGGACAGGCUGCGCUUGAUGAUGAUUCAACGGGAGGAGCGCGAAAAUGCGAAUGAAAAGCCGACCAACAACAUCAAGAAUGAAGAAGAUACGACUGAAGAAAUGACACCGGACGAACCUAAGGAGUCGGAGGUUACGGAUGACGACGCUACUCCAACUCAAGAAAAUGAGCCGGAUGUGUUUUCUCCUCCACGCAUCUCCAGAGACUCCAUCUUGCGCGACCUUCGCCGCGGCGAUGACUAUCUGGAUGAUUCAUAUGAAACCUCGUCUCAAGGAAGCGCCAGUCCACUUCAAUACGCUAGCUACGACCCUGAUGUCCCCAUUCCUUCGCUUGAGAGCGACAAUGACAACAGCUACGAAGAUGAUGACGACGAAACGAAUAGUGUCAUCAUCAAACCCGAACAGGAGGACGACACAGAUGACCUUUACGAUAUACCCGACUAUUAUGGAACCAUCCCUUCGAAAGAUUCUUCCUUCAAGGAUCUAAAAGACCAGCAGAAUGAAGACGACGAGAGGCAUUGCUCUAACCACUCCAUGGAGGAGAUUUUCUCAAAGAGCAACGGCUCUGUGCCAUCCGAAGCAACGCCAGUUCCCACAGGUCGAGUCGAGGAGGAUUCAAGCGACAAAUCAUUGCCCAAAGCCGAAUAUCUCAAGGCGGAGGAGCUCAAGACCAAAGAACCUAAGGUGGAAGACCCUGAGGUGGAAGAGCCUAAGGUGGAAGAGCCUAAGGUCGAAGAGCCUAAGGUCGAAGAGCCUAAGGUCGAAGAGCCUAAGGUCGAAGAGCCUAAGGUCGAAGAGCCUAAGGUCGAAGAGCCGAAGACGGAGGAAUGGCAUCAGGGUGGUCAGGUCGCUGCUCCCAAGAUGACCGCCAUGCUAGAGUCCCUUCGCCGUCCUGUCACUCCUGAGACCGCUGAUCAAAUAUCCCCGCCCUCGACUCCCGACUCUGUAAUUAGGCACCCCGUGGAUGCUGAGAUCAGCGAUUUCGAGGAGUCGGCGGAUGAAAGCGUGCCCGAGCCCAUCGCGACCGUCAAAGCACGCGGCAGCAGUCUAAAGAUUCGCCCCUCACUGACCCGUGCAGAUGUUGAACAGAUGGCUGCAACCCGCCGUCAAGUGAGCGGCCAGGUCGUCCCAGCAACUGAGCCGUCCAACGAACCAGAAACUCAAGAAGUAGAAACCUCUUCUCAGGACCAAACCUUACAACCCGGGCCCUCAACAGGGGCGUCGCCCCGCAAGCCUAGCUUUAUGAAACUGGACAUCCCGUUCAGCAUCCAAGAAGACGAAAGUCUUGGAUUCGGCUUGGAUAAAGAAUUCGAUCGAGUCAUUGAGUCCCAAAAGGUUGCGUUUGAGCUAGCCCUUUCCCAAUUGCAAUCCUCAUCGGCCCCUCCCCGCACCCUGGAAACCUCUGCACCCCACACAGGAACCCAUCCCAAUUACUUAGCACGUGCUAACUACCCAACGUCUACACAGAGAGGCUACCUCAUGAGACACAAUACCAAAGUCAUUGUCGCGAGUAGCCGCCCUGAGGAGGAACCCGUGCCGACGACGAACGGAGAGCCGUCUGCUGGUGCACAGGGUACGAGGCCCGGCCCAUCCCCACAGCGUAAGGCCAGCCAGCAGACUUGGACUACAGUCCCCUGGAAUUCUGGGGCUCGUCGCGCCAGUAUCCGUACCCCCUCCGGUGCGAUCCGCAAAAAGCCCGUCAGCGGACCUGUGCCGCCGUUGCCAGGACAGCCGAGCAUCACCCAAGAGCCUCCAACUCCGGUUGAAGAGAUUGAACAGAAUCUUAACACUACUUUCGAGGAUGGCGAAGAGCGCGGUAGAUUAUUUGUGAAGGUUGUCGGACUCAAGUAUCUUGAUUUGCCGCUCCCGAAAGGAGAGCGAACAUACUUCUCCCUUACCUUGGAUAACGGUCUACACUGCGUAACAACUGCUUGGCUGGAACUGGGCAAGACUGCUCCUAUUGGACAAGAGUUCGAACUCAUCGUUCAGAACGACCUGGAGUUCCAGCUCACGCUCCAAAUGAAGAUGGAUGAGGAAAAGUUCAGGAUCCAAGAGCCUGCCCCUUCAGCGUCCCCAUCGCGCCAAAAGCAGUCUACAUUCAGUAAGAUGUUUGCAUCACCGCGCAAGCGAAAGGAACUCGAUAUGAAGCAGCAGCUCGCAUUGCAACAGCAGAAAAAGCAGGAUCCCAAUGCGCCUGUUUGGGAACGCCUUCGAACGCUUGUUGCUAGGGACGGUAGCUUUGCUCGUGCCUACACAGCCCUCAGUGACCACGAAAAGCACGCAUUUGGACGACCAUACAAUGUCGAUGUGGCUUGCUUCAACGAAUGGGCUGUUGAUGAGCAGCCAAGCAGCGUAAAGAGCAAGAAGAGCACCGCCAGCGGCAUGUCCCAACGCCGUCCCCCUUACAAGAUUGGAAAGCUGGAGCUGCAACUGCUGUUCGUCCCCAAGCCCAAGGGAACCAAGGAUGAGGAUAUGCCAAAGAGCAUGAAUGCCUGCAUCCGUGAGAUGCGCGAGGCGGAGACUGCGUCGACCCGUAGCUGGGAAGGUUUCCUUUCGCAACAAGGUGGCGAUUGUCCGUACUGGCGUCGUCGUUUUUUCAAGCUCCAGGGUACGAAAUUGACAGCCUACCACGAAACGUCCCGCCAACCUCGCGCGACCAUCAACCUGGCCAAGGCCGCCAAACUUAUUGACGAUCGGAGCACAUUGACGCAAAAAGAGACGACAGCGCGUGGUGGCAAGCGACGUAAGUCUGCGUUUGCCGAAGAGGAGGAAGGGUAUAUGUUCGUGGAGGAGGGAUUCCGUAUUCGUUUCGGCAAUGGAGAGGUAAUCGACUUCUAUGCUGACAGCCCGGCCGCUAAAGAAGACUGGAUGAAGGUCCUUUCGGAGACCGUUGGCAAGGGACCGAGUGGAGCCAACUCAGCCAAGCCUUGGACCGAGCUCGUGCUAAAACGGGAGCGGAGCAUGAAGGCAACGCGACGAGAAACGGGUGAUCGCUUCUCUCAAUUCGGAGCCGCACCUCCUCCGCCUGUCAAGAAAGAUAUCAAACCUCCUCCGGCGCAGGCGCCUACAGCACACAAUGCUCCUGCUCCACGACCGCGGCAUAAGCACACGCAGUCGCAACCUGAUGCCCGCAGCGCGGAAUCUCGGCGGCAGAAAGCUCGUUCCUUGAUCUUCUGA